Schistosoma margrebowiei is the source of this 1948-nucleotide messenger RNA. The record is from the annotation of a GenBank genome assembly. Lineage: Eukaryota; Metazoa; Platyhelminthes; Trematoda; Strigeidida; Schistosomatidae.
CAAAAUCGAAGGUUGGUCGAAGUCAACCAAUAGUUUUGCUGGACGUGGAGUCGCGGUGGUUUGUAUUAUUCGACUCACUUUAAUUGCGUCGACUGGUUGUUUGUUCACUGUCUACUGUUAUCGACUUUUUUCACUUCCUCUCCAUACUGCAUUGACGGUACCCAUCAGUUAUUAGGCUCAAUUUCUUCCUCUUCCUCCUGAAUUCGUGGUUGAUUGGAGUACUACUACUAAAAUUACAUUCAUCUUUGCAAUUUAAUUAGUACGUAUCUUCAGACUAGGAGCAAAUCCACAAACAACUAGGCGUCGAAAUGUUACCUUUAUUGGUUGUAUUACUUAAUAAUAUCAUAUGCCCAACAUUAGCUAUAUAUCCAGAUGAUGAUUGCAAUAAGUGUAAACAUGCUGCAAAAAGUUUUAUCUUAGGAUUUCACAAAUCAGCUGGGAAAAAUUUUGGGGGAGGGAAUUCUUUGUGGGAAGAAAAGCACUUAGGGAGCUACUCUGUUAGUGAAGCGCGCUACCACGAUAUUGUUGAAGGGAUCUGUAGUGAUGUCAAGCAAGCAGUUAAAUGUCAUGAGUUUUUAGAAAGUAUUGAGCAUCAUUUAGAAGAUUGGUGGCUUAGGGAAUACAGGAGUGAUUCUAAUAAAGUAGAAGGGUUUGAGGAAGAUUUAUGCGUCACUCGGACCAAGUUUUGCUGUCCUGCUAACUCCUUUGGGGAUUCUUGUCUUCCAUGUCAUCCAUGUUACUUUUUUGGUGGGAGGUGUGAUGGUAAUGGGACACGUUCUGGAACAGGUAAUUGUAUUUGCAACGACGGAUAUACAGGAGAGUUAUGCGACAAAUGCACCUUUGAAACUCAUUUCCAGUCCCACAGUGACUUCCCAAUAUCAUGCACACGAUGUCAUUUGUCGUGCUCCGGUGGUUGUUCUGGUCCAUUUCCUGAAAACUGUUCUGCGUGUGCUGCUGGAUGGAUCAAAGUGGUCUCCGGUGAUCAACGAGGAUGUGUUGAUAUAAAUGAAUGUAUUGAUAGUCCUUGCAACAGAUCUACACAUUUUUGCUUAAACAAACCUGGUUCUUACGAAUGUGUUCCCUGUCAUCCUGCUUGUAACAAAUGUUCUGGUUCGACUGCGAACGAUUGUGAAUCUUGUGCAAGCGGUUACCAAAGAGGAAAUGGAGACGUAUGUGAAGAUAUAAACGAAUGUAAUGCUGACAGUAAUAUUUGUAAUAGCGAAGGAGAAAGUUGCACGAACACAGUUGGGAGUUUUAAAUGUGAUUGCAAGAGUGGAUAUAAGCGGACUAGCAGUGGGUGCGUGUUGGAUGUAAAGCCAAGAAAAGGUUCGCAAACAUCUGAUAAGUAUGAAUCACAGUCAACCGUUCAUAACAUUAACUCACGCAAUCGUAACACGCAAAGAAUAAUAUGGACUGUCACUUAUACGAAAGAAUUCCUCAAAUAUUCUGCUUCUCUAGCUGCAUUUGCCACCUUUUGCUGGUUUGCUAGGGGACACCCUUUCGCAAUUCUGUUUGCGUCACUACUAAUCGGCUCAUUUGUGUAUUUUCAGAGCAUUAACUUUGAUUUCGUAUUUGCUAACCAGAAAUAAACAUUAUUCCUUAUUGAAUUUUGUAAUUUUUCCCUACAGAAAAUCUGAGAACUAGAUGAGAUGUUAAUAAAGACGGUACUGUGAAAACAUGGAUAUUAUAUUCUAACCUUUUUUUCGAAGAACUCUGACUUCAGAGUAAUAUCCCAUCUUUCCGUCCAAAACAAACUACUAAAUGUAUUCACUUUAUUUCAUGUGUCUUUGAUAUUUGUUAUAUUCUCAAGUUUUUAUCAUAGUACCUCAGAUACGGUUAAAUGUUACCUUUUGUACACAAACUGCUUUCUAUUUUUCAAAUUCGUGUGUUUUGCUAGUCAUUCUCAAGAUAUUUUAAUCAGUCAACACUGAUAAAUUCCUUUACCUCA